UGCUCAGAUGUUACAAAAGACAGCAGUGAAUCUGGAGUUAACAACAUGGCUGUGCUUUGUAGGAUGUCUUUGAGGGUAUCAUGGAUGUUAUGCCUGUUGAUCAGCAGUACAACUUGUCUUCCUGCACCAAAAGGCUAUGGCUCAGGCAGUCCUAAUCUUGCUCCCAUUGGCAUUGUGGGCUGGCUCUCCACUUCUGACUCUAGUGACCCAAAUGCUGGCAGGCUGGACAGGAGUGGCCUUCUUUCCAGAGUGUAUUACCCUAUCUCUGGGAGUGUCCCGCAGAUACCCGCUGCUCAGAGUUCUAACGAGAAGCUGAGCUCUAUGGGUAACGUUUGGGAUAAUGGAAUUGGCAGUAGCUUCUUUGAUCCCCGACCUGCAAGUUCCUUUAGCAGUAGGUAUGUGUCCAAUGCUGGCGUUCCCGGCGGAGAGUACAAUGCAGGUGCCUAUGACAUCCCAGCAACCUAUGGGAAUGGUGCUUCUGGGUAUGACAACAGUCGCUAUAGUAACGUUGGUUUAGGCACUGCAUUCUACUCCUCCGGGUCCACAGAUGGUGACGGUAGAUACACUCAGUCUUCUAGUGAUGUUGAGGAAAGACCUGAGCCUGUCUUCAGCGACGUGUCAAACUUGGAGCCAGUCUACUCUUACAGAUCCCGCUCAAGCUACCGGAAGGGAAGAAACAUGUUCGUACAAAGCCACUACACCCCCGGAGAGUGGAACACUUAUGCCAGUGUUGGAGAGCAGCCCUAAACAACCUCUCAAAGGUGGCCUCCGAGCAUUGUGAAGGAUCCCGUGCAUCUUGAUUUAGUCUGGCUUGACUACUUGAGAAAAAUAAAGUUGUGCUUCAGAUCUGA
Molecule: messenger RNA, 851 nt
Organism: Cottoperca gobio
Lineage: Eukaryota; Metazoa; Chordata; Actinopteri; Perciformes; Bovichtidae
Exons: 4
Coding region: 46-747 (233 amino acids)
Source: RefSeq, a predicted model, not a curated record